GGGAAAGUGAAACCAAUCUAAACCAGAAAACUGAAAAGCUCCGAACAUGAGGGGCUGCUGCAAAACCCUAAUCCAGAGUUCCCUCCCUUCCCUUCACAACUCGAAACCCUACUACAUCUCCAAUUCCAACCAUGUCUUCCCCUUCCUCCCCCGUGCUCUCCCUAGCUUCUCCUUCAAUUCUACGUCUCCCAGAGCCAAACUUCCCCACACCUUCCAUAUCCACUCUUCCUCUUCUAAUUCCAAUUCUUCAGCAGCACUAGAACUAGCAAUCUCUUCGGAAUCGGCCGAAGAUGAACCCCAAGACGACCCGAAGAGGGACACCGUGGAGCACUUGCUCACCAACCCAGACGACAUUUCCAGGCUGAUGAAGAUGGAGAGGCGGCAGCAGGGCGAUUGUGAGAAGCGAUGGUUUCCUUACUUGGAUGCGUUCAAAUGUGGGAAUGGCGCGUGCUUGAGUAGCGGAGAAGUGUUGGAAGCAAUAGCGCCGUAUAUGAUGGAAGAGAGGAAAGAGAGGUUCAGGACCGCCGUGAAGAACCGGAGUUACUCUGUUUGUCUGGUGGUGGAAGGGUUGAACGAUUUCGGGAACGUUUCUGCUACGUUUCGUUCUGCUGAUGCGCUCGGGUUUCAGUCCGUUCAUGUCAUCAACCCGGAUAGCUCGAAAAGGUGCUUCGUGGGUUGAGGUGAACCGGAUUCAAAAUCGUUUCUUUUUUUCUUCUUCUGAAGUACAUGUGAAUCUUUGGCUGUGUUAAAGUACGUCUUCUAGUUUUCUUUGUAGAAUCUCUUGUUUGGAAGGCUGGAAUGAGGUAUGGAAUAGUGAAUUGACGGAACUAUAUUACCACCUCUACCUACUCUGCAGGUAUAGAGAUAACCGCCAUGUUAGCAUGGGAGCUGAGAAAUGGUUGGACAUUGAGUUGUGGGACUCUACUGCAGAGUGCUUCCAAGUUCUCAAGUCUCGUGGAUAUAGAAUUGCUACAACGCAUGUUGGAAUGGAUGCGGUAUCGAUUUAUGACAUGGAUUGGUCAUGCCCUACUGCAAUAGUUGUUGGCAACGAACAUAGGGGGAUAAGUGACCAGGCACUUGGACUUUCAGAUCUGCAUUGCAGUAUACCAAUGAAUGGCAUGGUCGACUCUUUCAAUGUAUCAGUUGCUGCUGGCAUUCUCAUGCACCAUGCUGUUUGUGACAGAACUUCUCGUCUGGUACCUUUUUCUUAUGGCUGGUAGUUUAUGACAAUCGAUAUUGGUGGAAGGAGUUACGAUAUAGUAUAUACCCCGGAUAAUGUGUAAAAUGCAGGGGCGGCAUGGGGAUUUAACAGCAGAAGAAAGUAAGAUACUGCUGGCUGAGUUCUCACUGCGCCAUAGCAAGAGCGCGAUAAGCAUCGCCCAUGAAUAUGCAAAGAGAAGUAAGGCUUCCACGCCUGUACCAAAGCUGUGAUGCAGACGGUAAGAAAAGCAAAGAAACAUCUGCAACGGGCAAAUUUGCGUUGGUUUCAAUUUCAUGAGAGGCAAAGAAAAAAUCACACAGUUAAUUGGUGCUUGCCGGGAAACAAGUGGAGGUGACGUGCUUUAUCAAGUGCAGGCUCUAAAGAUAGAACUCAAGCAGGUAUAGAUACUGAUGACUUAGAUUCCUUACGACUCAAAAACAUUGUACUUGUUAGAUCCUGCAUCAUUUUGAUAAUGGAAAAGGCUAGUUGAUAUUCAGAACCUCCCCUUAUAAUUGAUCUCACUGCUAACCCUGCUAAAACUUGAGAUGAUUGAGUGUUUCAGAAUGUUGUGGUGAUGCCACCUAAGUCCAUCCAUUGAUUGAAAUCCUGCCAACAUGAUUGGAACUGAUAGGGUGCCUGCCUUUCACAGAGUAACCGGACCUGACUGAUGUGAAACACCCAGACCAGACGCAUACAGUGCUCGAACGGGCUGGUCGAACCAGAAAUCGUUCUUAGCAUUUGUUUUAAACUAACUACCCAGAAAUCAGUUGCUCAUAGCUCUGUUCGAUUUGAUUUUUAGACCAGUUUCUUUAGAGCAUCUAAUUGCCUCAAAAUCAAGGGCUCAAAAGAGUUUACCCUAAAUUUGAUCUGUCCAAAUUUAGCAACAGAAUAUGCAAAUUCCUUCAAGGAAUUGUGUUAACUUUCACAUAAAAACCAAAUCAUCAUUUUUCUCUUAUCCUCUUAAGAAACUCUCUUUUAUCUCUCGUUUGAGUUUUCCCUCCUUUGAAGGGAAAAGCCUUUUCUAGGGUUUUCCCAGAUUAAAGAUCUUGUGAUUUUUUCUCUGAGUUUGCCCUAGAAAUUGCUUUGGUUAUUGAUGAACAUAACUUAGUCUACUAUAGAUUAAUGGUCAAUCCAGGAUAAGCCUAUCACCAUUUGGCAAGGAGCUGAUCACUGAACUAGCCAAAUGGGUUCGAAGAUAUCAAAGCAAGGGUCAUUGAGAGUUGCAAAUGCAACUUUGCAAAGUAGCACUCAUGAUUCAUUGAUUAGCUAUCUAACCACAAGUAACAUUUUACGUAACUUGGUAUCCAAGCAUCGGCGCCGAAUGCUCAUCGCCGGUUACGAUCUCGAUAUGUCUUACAUCACGGAUCGUGUACUCGCGAUGUCGUUUCCAGCCGAACGUAUGAGAGCCAUGUAUCGUAACCCACUCUGGCAAGUCAAAUCAGUGUUGGAUAUGCGGCAUGGUGGACACUACAAGGUGUAUAAUUUAUGCAUUGAGCAAUCGUAUGAUCCAUCACACUUUCACUCUCGGGUCGAGGCGUUUCCCAUCGACGACAAUCACGUCCCAGCUCUCCCCAUGAUCAAGCUCUUCUGUGAAAAUGUUGAUUCCUGGUUAUCUCAGGAUCCUAAGAACCUUGCUGUUAUACAUUGCAUGGCUGGCAAAGGUCGAACUGGAUUAAUGGUCUGUGUUUACCUAGUCUACUGCGGCAUGACAGCAGAAGAUGCUCUCCAGUUGUAUGCGAGUAAAAGGACUACCAACAACCAAGGUGUGUCUAUACCAAGUCAGCGACGUUAUGUUCAGUAUUGGGCUAGUGCACUUUCUUUUCCUAGGGGAAUCAACAAUGGCCCUCCUGAUGUGAAUUUGCCUCCAUCAUGUAGUAGAGAACUGCGACGAAUCCGGCUCUACGACAUUGUUAACACAGAUUCUGUCUUCUUUGUGGUCUCAGAGUUGCAGGAGAUUCCUGGUCAGUUAUAUCGACCAUCGGUAGAGGUUGCCAAAGGUAGUUGUAGGCAAGUUAGGCAAGGAUAUCAUAGGACUUAUAGUCCUAGGUAUUACAUUUCUUUUGUGGAAGAUGAUGAAGAUGGGAAGACAUCAGAUUCAGAUCAUCAGGAACCUCAUGUUGUUGUCCAGAUGGAUACUGAGAGUUCCAUCAUCUACCAAAAGACAUGUCUUGAUCAUUACUUUGAGAAGCCAGUAGAGUUAAGUGGAGACGUUCGAAUUAUAUUCUACGAGAAGAUGAUAGGAGGGAGACUCUUUUACGUCUGCUUCAACACAUCUUUCAUAAAGAACAGCUUGCUACAAGUACUACUGAUAGAGAACCCUUUUACACCUGGAGAUCUUGAUAAACUUGGGAAGAGAGGCAGGUUAAUGUGUGGCCCUUCAUUUUGCUUGGAGCUUACGUUUGGCCCUGCAAACUCAAAGUGUUCAGAGUUGCCCUUUGUUAGCAAUGUUGAUUUUAGUGAUGGACUAGAAGAAAUGUGACCAAGAACUGAGAAGAGCAAUGUGAUCCUCCUUUGUAAUGUGGUUUUCGCCCUUGUGAGAGAACAUUAAUGUGUAUCACAACUUCUUGUUGUUGCAUAGCCAUAGUUUCUAUAUCCAUACUCAAAACUGCAAUGAGCAUUGAGAUAUAAGGAAAAUCAUUUAUCUUUUCUUUGGAAGAUAUAGAAGAAAAUGAUUAAUGUUCGGAGGAACUCAUUUCUUCGGUAUUUGAUCGAGCAUUUUUUAUCUAUAUGAGAGACCAUAUUUUAUGCUUCUAUAAAGUCAUUGCUCUGUUCUCGAAAACACAUUCAUCCUCCUUUACAGAUAAUAUCAAUAGGGGCGAUUUCAAUUGCACUCCUUGAUUGUAUGAAAAAUGAGAUGGUGCAUCAAAAUAUCAAAUGACA
Linum tenue is the source of this 4081-nucleotide messenger RNA. NCBI's taxonomy places the organism in Eukaryota, Viridiplantae, Streptophyta, Magnoliopsida, Malpighiales, Linaceae. The record is from the annotation of a GenBank genome assembly.